Messenger RNA from Botrytis cinerea B05.10, 1889 nucleotides. RefSeq lists its product as hypothetical. Gene Ontology annotation, biological process: carbohydrate transport; transmembrane transport. Gene Ontology annotation, molecular function: carbohydrate:proton symporter activity. The transcript has 6 exons. Lineage: Eukaryota; Fungi; Ascomycota; Leotiomycetes; Helotiales; Sclerotiniaceae. Gene Ontology annotation, cellular component: membrane. The record is from RefSeq and is a predicted model, not a curated record. Bases 563 to 1753 code for a protein of 396 amino acids.
GUAACCUCAUCAUCGAAUUGGAUAUGCCUGUCAAGACGUGAUUCAUGCUUGUGAUGACCACAUGAGAUGCGCGAAUCAUAAGCAGAAUGCUGGAAAUGACUGAAAUCUACUUCAAAUACAUACAACUAGAUGAAAGUCCCGAAGAUUUAGCAUUGUGAUGUGGAAUGUUUAGAUCUUGUCUAAUUUUUGACCAAAGUAGUCAUCAUGAAGAAUUCAACACUUGGCAAAAUAAGAGCGUACUGGCUGGCAAGCGUAGUUUGCAUGGGAGGAUUUCUAUUUGGUUAUGAUAGUGGCAUUGUUGGUGGGUACAUCGUGGUGAAUUCGGCACAGUAGUAUAAGUACGGAGUUUUAACGAUGAAUAGGUGGAGUCUUGACUCUCAAAUCUUUCGUUAAUGAUUUCAAAUAUUCGACCGCUCAUGCAACUCGCGUGAGUUCUCUUGCUGUUGGCCUGCAGCAAGCGGGUGCUUUUGUAGCAUGUUUCUUCAUAUGGCCCAUUGCGGAUCGUAUCGGGCGCAAACUUUCAUUGCAAAUCGCUUCGUUCAUUUUCAUUAUUGGUGCCAUAAUGGAAACUGUCAAUUCUCAUAGCAUGGCAGUAUUUUAUGCUGGGAGGGUCAUUGCUGGCGUAGGCCUUGGAGCUGCCAGUGUGGUUGUUCCAAUGUUUAAUGCGGAGAUGGCACCGAAGGAAUUGCGAGGACAGAUUGGGAGCUUUUUCCAAUGGUUUUACACUUUUGGAAUAUUUACUUCGUACUGGGUUGAUUAUGCCAUGGCCGAAGUAGUCCCUUCUGUGUCCAGACAAUGGCAAAUUCCCAUUGGUCUCCAGAUUAUCCCAGCAGGUCUCCUUGGUUUUGGAAUGUUUACUUUGAAGGAAAGUACCCGUUGGCUUACCAAGAAAGGAAGACAUGAUGAGGCUUGGGAAAGUUUGAAGUGGAUUCGAGCAGAUGGAUCGCAAGCUACACUUGAAGAGAUGGAAGAAAUUCGUGUAGGCGUCGAAAUGGAACAAAGAGCUACCGAAGGAUUUCACUUUAAGGAACUUGUUGAAAGGGAUAACUUCAAUCGUAUUUUCACAGCAUUCGCUAUAUUCACAGCUCAGCAAGCUACAGGUGCAACGGCGUUUGCUUACUAUGGGCCGCAGUAUUUCAAACUGCUCGUUGGCGGUGGAAAUCGAGAUUUAUUACUAACUGCCAUAUUUGGUGCAAUCAAAAUAGUAGCCUGUGGAGUCUUUGUACUCUUUCUCUCCAAUCGCAUUGGUCGAAGGGCAGCUUUGAUCGGUGGUGCAGUUUUCAUGAGUGCUUGUCAAAUUACAACUGCAAUUGUGGUCAAAGAGCUUCCAGCCACCAAGACUGCAGGUGUCACAAGUAGUGGAAUUGCGACAGUGGCUCUCAUAUACAUGUUUGUCAUUGCAUAUAAUCUUUCAUGGGGACCGCUACCAUGGCCAUAUGUGUCUGAAAUCUUUCCAACGAGGAUUAGAGAACCUGGUAUUGCAAUUGGAGUCUCAUCCCAAUGGCUUUUUAACUUCGUGUUCUCCCUAACAACUCCGUAUAUGAUUGAAAAUCUCGGCUGGGGUACAUUCCUACUCUGGGGUUUGUUCGAUGGCAUAAUCGCAGUUGUCUCAUUCUUUUUCUUGCGCGAAACUCAAGGGUUAAGUCUAGAAGAGAUAGCACACAAUGAUUAUGGGAGAGCAACGACUUUCAAAGAGGACGAUAUCUUAGUUGAACAUGGUCGGACGACAAAUUAUGGAUCGGCAUCUAAAUGAGAGACUAGAAAAUUCACCAUACUAAUAAUGAUGAAUGGGAAUAUAGAUGAUUUCAGAUUGGAAUACAACAGUCCAACUCAACUUAAUUGCACGUAGUGGUUACACUUUAGGCUUAAUUUAAUUCAAGGUUACACCA